Molecule: messenger RNA, 902 nt
Organism: Daphnia pulicaria
Lineage: Eukaryota; Metazoa; Arthropoda; Branchiopoda; Diplostraca; Daphniidae
Exons: 3
Coding region: 285-902 (205 amino acids)
Source: RefSeq, a predicted model, not a curated record
GAAAGAACCUUCUCGAUACUUAAAACGAAAAUGGGGAGUUGAAGAAGCAUAUUUGGAUCUGCAGCUACAUAUUGAAGGAACAAAUAGAACUGUCUAUCAGUGAUGUUGCAGAAAACGAAGUUCAACAGCUACAACAAUUGAUAAGUCCGUUGGAAAGUCUGCCGCCUGAGGUAAUUGACUUGCCUUAUGAUACGUGUGGAAAUACUGGAGACACUGACAUUGACAUUGAGGCUUCCAAUGCUGAUGACGAGUUAUUUGGAAGCAACACUUACGAAGAAGAAGAUAUGGAUGAUUACAUUUUUAUAGAAGGCCUGAAAGAUUGUGAUCGUGGCAAUUACCUUGCUUUAGUUUGCUUGGCAUAUAAACUGAAACAUAGACUAUCUAAUGCUUCGUUCAAGGAUCAUCUGAGAAUUCUGAAAUUGUUUACUGGAUCAACUGUCGAAGAAAUGACAAGUGCAGCCAAGUGUGCCGAAAAAUAUGAGAAGGUUAUACAACCAACUAAGAAGAUCUUUGUAUGCAAUGAAAAAAACUGCGAUACUGUACUGAAAACUGGUGCCGAUGGUGUACCUUUAGCUUCACAGCCAUGUGGCCAUCGCUUUAGCAAGGAAACAAAAAAUUGCUAUUUUUUAGUGCUAUCUAUCGAGCAACAAAUUCAGUAUUUGUUGGAGAGUGGCGCAGCUAAAUGGUUUGAUAAUAAGCAGAACCACUGUGACGGUAAAACAAAAGGAUAUAUUCAAACUGGAGACUUGUAUCGAGACAAAGUUAGAAUCACUGAUGAGCUCAUCAGUUACAUAACUCUGCAACUUAACACAGACGGAGCUGAGUGUCACAAAAAAAGCAAAUUUACCUUUUGGGCAUUUAUGGGAGUACCUAACGAACUCCCUUACUGGUUAAGAAGAUAA